AUGAGAAAGGAGGAGAGUUGGAGACCGUGGCAAGUUUCCGUAAAAUUCAGCCACCUGCCAUUCAUGGUAUUGACGCCAUCGAAAAUUAUACCGGCUCGGUCGUCGCCGGGAUUACCAAGGGCCGCGCAGGCGGUUCGAGGACUGAGGCAGACCGCGAAAAGUCGGCGAUCAGAAUCUGCUCAUCGCCCUCUGCCAGCCGGGGGCGUAGCAGCACAACAACGACUGACGAAGACCGGCGGAACGACGACGAAGACACCAGUCAGUAGCGGAGUCGAUACCCCACCCCGACCGCAGUUGGACAGCGCUGUGUUCAUCAAAGUACAUCAAAUGAUUGAAGACAUUCGUCUGUCAGACCCGACCGAUGAAUCGAAAGAAGAGAUCGUCGAUCUGCAGGGCGGAAGCCAGCACAUAAUUCCCUAUAGGGCGAUUGCCCCUUACGUCAGAACAGGAGAAGUGACCCUGAUCUGA
Molecule: messenger RNA, 468 nt
Organism: Soboliphyme baturini
Lineage: Eukaryota; Metazoa; Nematoda; Enoplea; Dioctophymatida; Soboliphymatidae
Source: the annotation of a GenBank genome assembly